UUGGAUUCUGAAACUUCGAAGCUCGGAUUUCGAAAACACAGUUCGACCUUCAAACACUGUGUUGAAUUGAGCCCCCGUCCUCGUUGUCAGCUCAUAAUUCGACAAUGAGUGGUGGCCACUCGACCGGCUCCGGUGGUGGGACCAGUUCCAGCCGAUCGCAAUUUCGCAGUCAAACGGGUUGUUGCAUUUGUGGGACAAAAUCGUCUUCCUCCCGGUUCACCAUCAGUACCCGCUAUUCCGAACAUUUCGCCGGAUGUUUUGGCCAACAGGCAGCGGCGCGGUCAGGUGACUUGUGCAACGCUUGUGUGCUUUGUGUCAAACGAUGGUUGCAACGGGACAGGCAAACCGGGCUGUUUGCACAGGUUUUAGACAGUAAAAAAGGUCCUGGUCCAAAACACAUGAAAGAGAUCACAAAGCGUGCUCGUCGUCGCGAGGCUCGCAAAGCAAAUGCAAUGAAGGCGGCUAGUGUGAAAGCAGACCCAGGCUCGAACGUGAACACAAACAACUCCACCAGUUCAACACCUGUGAAUCGCGGUUCCACUUCAACACAUUCCGGCCCGUCGUUUGCCACGCGGUCGACUAGCAAUGCUACGGCGUCUAACGGGAUCACCUCAGGUGGAGCAGCCCAUCGUGGUCCGUCGUCAAUGAACGAUUCCAGUCGGUUCUUGUCAAGCAGACACGGGGCUGGAUGCAACACAAACAACUCCUACGUCCAUUCAGCAUCAGGGCAUCAUCCAAGUGCUGGUGAAUCGGCUCGAUCCACCAGCCGUUCUGGUUGUCAAUGGUCAGGCAGAACGAACGCCGUUCAGACGAGCGGUCAUCCCACCAUGCCGUGCUGUACACAACAUCAACGAAUGUACUUUUCUCCUCAGCCCACUGGGGCAACUUUCACCCGGGCCGCUGCCGCUGCCAUCCGCAAAUGUGAAGCCAGAUGUAAAUUGCUAUUAUUCGUUUCCAAGUUUCACGUGAUCAGCACUAUGGGCCGUUUUUUGUUCAACUGUCUUCCCCGCCACACAGUCAUUCAGUCCACUGGAAACGCUCUGUCUUGCUCCACUCCGUCUCGUGGUGGUGUUUGUGGUGCGUGUACAGGCACCAAACGGACACCAAACACUUCGUCGACCCCGUCAGAGACAAGCGAAUAUGGCAGUGGCCUUAUCAGUCUUUCCUGUUGUUCCACAUCAUCCGGUUCGCAUUGCCCCAUGGUCGGUGGAACGUCGAGCAGCUGUUGUAGCAACAGCAGCUGUGGCGCUGCCAGCAGUGGCAUUGGUUGCGGUCUGAACUACUCACCGCCUUGCUGCGCGUUCUGCUGUACCGGUUCGGAUGCCACACCGUCCAAACACGGCAAAUACGAGUUGGACAGAAGUUGCCUAUGCCGCGGCUGUCCUUGUGUUGGCCAUCAGAGCCUCUGUCAUGCAGCCUCUUCUAUGGAUUGCUGCAUGGCCCCUCCGGAAUUUCGGCACCCCCGUCCACCCCCCGGCAGUUCCUCCAACGGUGUCGGUCGUAAUGGCGCAGCGGAUCCGCUCCACGCUGCCGACAAUGGCAAUAACAGCAACAGUGGCAGUUCAUCCUCCGUUUCCACACCUCCCAAUUCGACCCCAACUCGGCGUUAUAAUCGCCGUGUUGUUUUACCCCCGGUUCGAAUGAGCCAUAACGAAGAAGUGAAUUCAUUGCUUCGAGAGAUUAUGGAACGACAUUUCGAUGACCAGCAUGACAUGGUGAAUACAUCGCACUUGAUUCCUCGUUUUCUGCUUACUUCUUUUGCCUUCAGAAACAGUCAGGCGAUCACGUUUGACUCUCGAGAGAUGCAUAUGGCCGUGCAGAAAGAAUUGCGUCUCCGAAGCCGAACAGUUCAAGGCAAUUCUACCUCGGACUCUGUAUCGGGACGUGCAUCUUCUAUUAGCUCUGCUGAUGGGUCUGCGGAUGCUCGAACUAGCAGCAGUACUCAUGCAAUGGCCACUUGCCCGAGCAAGGUACCAGUGUCUGGAGCAACGGAGCAACACUCUAGUGAACAUUUUACGAAGCGCCAUCGAGCCCAUCACUGUUGUGCUCGGUAUCACACACAUUGCUGUCAUCUGCGCCAUCUUCCUUGUGUCUGUUCUUCUAACUCACAUCAGCACCGAAAAGUCUAG
Molecule: messenger RNA, 2129 nt
Organism: Opisthorchis viverrini
Lineage: Eukaryota; Metazoa; Platyhelminthes; Trematoda; Opisthorchiida; Opisthorchiidae
Exons: 7
Coding region: 105-2129 (674 amino acids)
Biological process (GO): negative regulation of cell migration
Source: RefSeq, a predicted model, not a curated record